AUGAGGAGCGAAGAGCCGGCCGUGAGCAUGGAAGAGACCGGCGGGCCGGACGCGGCUGCGGGCCGCCUGGGGGCGCCGUACUCCGAGGCCUGGGGGUACUUCCACCUGGCUCCCGCGCGCCCCGGCCACGCGGCGGGCCCCUGGGCCACCUGCCGGCUCUGCGGGGAGCAAGUGGGCCGCGGUCCGGGCUGGCACGCGAGCACCCCGGCGCUGUGGAAGCAUCUGAGGAGCGCGCACCGGCGGGAGCUGGCGGAGAGCGCCGCCCGCCGCUCGCCACCCGCCGCCCCUGGCCCCGUCGCGGCCGCCGAAGGCGACUGGGCGCGCCUGCUCGAGCAGAUGGGCGCGCUGGCCGUGCGGGGCAGCCUGCGCGAGCGGGAGCUGGCGCGGCGCGAGGCGGCCGUGGAGCAGAGCGAGCGCGCCCUGGAGCGCAGGCGGCGGGCGCUGCAGGAGGAGGAGCGCGCGGCGGCCCAGGCGCGCCGGGAGCUGCAGGCCGAGAGGGAGGCGCUGCAGGCGCGGCAGCGGGAAGUGAGCCGGCGCGAGGGCGCCUUGGCCCCGGCCCCCCCGCUCAAAGACGAGCCCGAGGCGGACCCCAGGGACGGCUGCGUCAUCACGAAGGUCCUCCUGUAG
Molecule: messenger RNA, 627 nt
Organism: Rangifer tarandus platyrhynchus (Svalbard reindeer)
Lineage: Eukaryota; Metazoa; Chordata; Mammalia; Artiodactyla; Cervidae
Source: the annotation of a GenBank genome assembly